Molecule: messenger RNA, 2388 nt
Organism: Fusarium venenatum
Lineage: Eukaryota; Fungi; Ascomycota; Sordariomycetes; Hypocreales; Nectriaceae
Product: acyl transferase/acyl hydrolase/lysophospholipase
Biological process (GO): lipid metabolic process
Molecular function (GO): triacylglycerol lipase activity
Source: RefSeq, a predicted model, not a curated record
AUGUCCGACCUACUACUACAAACCCGUGCGGUUCCCUCUCUUUACAACAAAUCUACAAAACCUCCUACAAAGUCAAAUACGAAAGCGAAAAGACCUCCAGUAUCUUCGGUCCCUGUGGUUAACACCCUACAAAAGGCCAUCAGACAGGCGAACGAUACAUGGCAGUGGUGCAAAGAUGGCUUAACAGAAGAUCAGCGCUUGAAGAUCAAGCAGUUGGAAGAGAGGAAGCAAAAUCUGUGCUUGCGCAUGCAAAAUGCCGAGUCCCAUGCGCAAUGGGAAUCUGCAGCGAAAGAACUAGACAGCCUCGAAGGCAACGACGAAUGGAAGCGAGAUGCCUCCACAGGUGACUAUAACCCCGAACUGAUUCAAGAGCGGCUCGAUGCCCUGGACGAUGCCCGGACGAAAUGCGACGUCCACACAAUGAUGCACUUGAUCCGCACGGCUUUGUCUCGCGAUCUCGGCGGCAUGGACAACGUUGAUCUGUACCGACACUCUUACACGGGAACGAAACGUCUUAUCGAACGAUACGUCGAGUCAACAAUUAAAACAAUUGACGCCGUCGUGACACAAAGCCGGCUCGACCAAAGCAUUGAAAACAGAGACCUCCUCGAAGGCAUUCUGUUCGCCCGACAAAGCUACGGCCGAAGCGCAUUACUCCUAUCCGGGGGCGGCACCUUUGGCAUGUCGCAUAUUGGUGUUCUAAAGGCCCUCUUCGAAGCGAAAUUGCUGCCAAGAAUCAUUUCAGGCGCAAGCGCGGGGAGCAUUGUCUGCGCCGCCAUGUGCACACGAACCGACGAAGAAAUUCCGCUCCUUAUUGAAGAGUUUCCAUACGGAGAUCUUGCCGUGUUCGAGGAUCCGAGUGGCCAAGAUGGUGUUUGGAGCAACUUGCGCAGAUUGCUGACAGAGGGAAGUUGGUCUGACAUCAAGCAUCUCACCCGGGUGAUGCGAGGAUUGAUGGGCGACAUGACGUUUCAGGAAGCCUACAACCGAACGCGCCGCAUUCUCAAUAUUUGCGUGUCGACUGCAUCCAUGUACGAAUUACCGCGCCUGCUCAAUUAUGUGACGGCUCCAAAUGUCAUGAUUUGGUCUGCAGUCGCAGCUUCAUGUUCUGUUCCGCUUGUCUUUAACGCUGCACCUCUACUUGUCAAGGAUCCGAUUACAGGCGAGCAUCAACCCUGGAACCCCACGCCCCAGCGAUGGAUUGAUGGGUCUGUGGACAAUGACUUGCCAAUGACUCGAUUAUCCGAAAUGUUCAACGUCAACCAUUUUAUCGUUUCUCAGGUCAAUCCUCAUGUUGUGCCUUUUCUUUCCAAGGAUGACCACUUGUCGCCUGUCAGAAAGCCCGACCAUACACAACAGACCACUGGCGAUAACUACGAUUGGGUGUAUAAAAUGACAUCGCUUGCGCGCGAUGAAGCGUUGCAUCGACUUCAUUUUCUGGCUGAGCUGGGUAUAAUGCCCAACCUUACCACAAAGUUCCAGAGUGUCCUCAGUCAAAAGUACUCUGGCGAUAUCAACAUUCUUCCCGAUAUGGGUAUCAAUGAUCUGCCUCGGUUACUACGCAAUCCCAGCCCUGAGUUCAUGAUGCGAGCUUGCCUAAUGGGUGAGCGUGCGACAUGGCCCAAAUUGAGCCGAGUACGCGACCGUUGUGCGAUUGAGUUGGCGUUAGAUCGAGCUGUACAUAGACUUCGCGCCCGAGUGGUCUUCUCAGAAAGUCAACGUGAUCUUCGACGUUUGAACGUCACCGCUGGAAACAUUCCGCUUAAACUACCUGUUAGAAUCAAGGAGGGGCAGACAGUCAUUGAGCCUCCCGCUGAGGUGAAGGACCAGAAGCGACAUCGUCGCAAGUCUGGAAGCAGCUUACAUGUCGCGCCUAGGCAAUGGCUAUUGCUGGAUACAAGUACCAUUACAGAUGACGAGACAGAACAGGAAGAGCGCAUUGAGAUGGAAUCUCGUCGCCGAUCUGGGUCACCGGUCGCACAACGCAAGCCCUCUCGCCUCAAGCGCGCAUCGCGCUCUCAUGUUCAUCUUCACACUCGAGCUACGCUAUCAGCUGUUGUCGAUGCAGAAGAAGUAAACACGACAUUUAACUUCUCCAAACCUAUUACACCGCCAUUAAGAAGCUCUAAAGAGAGCAUCUCUGAUGGGUCAGAACAGGCGACGCCAGAACCUUUGGAACCUACACUACAAGAUUGCAUUGCCUCUGCGACAGAAAAAGCAGAGAUGAGCGAGAACCUUCCCUCGAGCGAUCACCGAGAGGAUACAGAUGCGAGUGACGUUGAAGCAUACAAAGUUUAUCAAUUGGCGGACACUCCAAACAAAGCAAUGACUGUAGAGGAACCUCAUCCUGGACCAGCAGCGCGUGCGGGCUGGAUACUAUGGGACUAG